UUUUUUGUCCACUUGCUUCCGUCCUGUGCUUGUUGCUUGCUUUUUGGUUCUUCCUCCCUCCCGCCGCAGCAUCCUCAGCUCAAAGUCAACGCGCUCCUCCCCUCGCCGCCGCUGCAAUCAAUCCCAUGGCAUCGCCACGCCAGCCACCUCGCCAAGAAAACUAGAAGCUCCCUUUUCUCCUCCUCCUCUUCCUAUGCGCGCGGCCGUGCCCAUUCCAUGGCGGCGCUUCCUCUCCUCCUCCUCCUCCACCUGUCGGUUGCCGUGGGCGCGGCGGCGCGCAUCGUGCCCGUCGAGUACCUGUACCCGCCCUUCAACCUCACCUACUUUCACUUCAUCGACACCAACGGCGUCUUCCUCCUCUCCCCCAACACCAACUUCUCCGCCGCCGUCUACAACGCCGGCUCCAGCGCCGCCUCCGACACCCAAUCCCGCUUCUUCUUCUCCGUCCUUCACAGCGCCUCCCGCACCCCUGUAUGGACCGCCACCGCCGCCGGAUCCACCAUCCUCGAGUCCGUCGUCCUCUCCCUCUCCGCCACCGGACUCGCCCUCUUCGACCCCUCCGCCGCCCAACCCAAACCCGCCUGGUCCACGCCGCGCCUCCGCGAGCCCGUCGCCGCGCUCCGCCUCCGCGACACCGGAGAGCUCGAGCUCAUCGACGGCGAGAACACCACGCUCUGGUCCUCCUUCGAGCGCCCCACCGACACGCUGCUCCCGGGACAGGCGCUCCGCCUCGGCGUACCGCUCACGUCCUCUGCGUCCGACCAGGACCUGUCGCCCGGCGCCUACCGCCUCGUCCUCACCCCCAACGACGCGCUCCUUCAGUGGGCCACCAACGCCAACGCCUCCUCCGGCUUCCUCACCUACUGGGCACUCUCUUCGGACCCCGCCUCCGUCCAGGACUCCAACCACGCCGUCGCCUCCAUGACCGUCAACGCCUCCGGCCUCUACCUCCUCGCCGCCAACGGCAGGGACACCGUCUUCAGGCUGUUCUUCCCCUCGCCGGCGCCCUUGAAAGGCGACUCACGCAUCCUCAAAGUCGACCCUUCCGGCCACCUGCGUGCGCUCACCCUGACUGCCGGCGCGAGCCUCCCCACCGUGUGGACCGCGCCAGCCAACGACUGCGACCUCCCGCUGCCGUGCCGGUCCCUCGGCCUCUGCACGCCCGGCGGCAACGGCUCCACAUGCGGGUGCCCCGACGCCUUCCGCACCUACUCCAGCGGCGGCUGCGCGCCGGCCGAUGGUUCGGCGCUGCCCAUAAUCCCCGACAGCUGUGCCGUCGGCAGUGCCGCGCCUCGCUACAGCUACGUCAGCCUCGGCGACGGGAUCGGCUACUUGCCCAACAAGUUCGCCCUGCCCGAGACGUCCGGCGAUGCCCUCCCGGCGUGCCGCGACCUCUGCUCGGCCAACUGCUCCUGCCUCGGCUUCUUCUACAAGAACUCCUCCAGGUCCUGCUUCCUCCUGCACAACCAGAUUGGCUCCGUCUUCCGCGCCAACACUGACGUCGCCGUCGGCUUCAUCAAGACGCUCCCGCCGCCGCCACACGCCAAAGGCUCGUCGUCCCUGAGCUUCAUAACCAUCGUGUUCGGCAUCGUGCUCCCCACCGUGGCGGCCGUAGUUAUCUCCUUCCUGCUGUACGCGAUGGGCGCACAGUGGCUGAAGAGGCGGCGGCCGCAGCUCAAGAGCGGCGGCAGCAGCAAGAACCGCAGCAGGUUCAAGCUGCCGGCGAUGCUGGCGUCACUGGCAUCCUCCGUCCCGUCGGCCAGCGAGGACGCCGGGAGCGGCGACCUCGACGAGGAUGUCCUCAUCCCGGGCCUGCCGACCCGGUUCACGUACGGCGACCUCGAUGUCGCGACCGACGGCUUCAAGUGGCAGAUCGGCGCGGGCGGCUUCGGCUCCGUGUUCAGAGGCGAGCUUCCGGACCGGAGCACGGUCGCCGUGAAGCGGAUGAACGGCCUGGGCGCGCAGGGCCGGCGCGAGUUCCUGACGGAGAUCGCCGUGAUCGGCAACGUCCACCACGUCAACCUGGUGAAGCUCCGCGGGUUCUGCGCCGAGGGCGCGCGGCAGGUGCUGGUGUACGAGUACAUGAACAGGGGCUCCCUCGACCAGAGCCUCUUUCGUGCCGGCGCCGCCACGCUCGACUGGUCCGCCCGGCUCCGGGUCUGCAUCGGCGCAGCGCGCGGGCUCGCGUACCUCCACGCCGGCUGCGACCGCAAGAUCCUGCACUGCGACGUGAAGCCGGAGAACAUCCUCCUGGACGACCGUGGUGGCGUGAAGAUCGCCGAUUUCGGGCUGGCGAAGCUGAUGAGCCCGGAGCAGUCGGGACUGUUCACGACGAUGCGCGGCACGCGCGGGUACCUGGCGCCGGAGUGGUUGAUGAACGCUCCUAUCACCGACAAGGCCGACGUGUACAGCUUCGGCAUGGUGCUGCUGGAGAUCGUGCGCGGGAGGAAGAACUCCAAGAAGGACGAGCAGAGCUUGUCGGGCACGGGCAGCGGCACGUCGUCCGAGGGUGGCGGGGCCGAGCGCGAGCGGAGCAGCUACUCCCCGGCGAUGGCGUUGGACCUGCACGAGCAAGGGGGGCGGUACGGGGAGCUCGUGGACCCGAGGCUGGAGGGGAGAGCGGACGUCGAGGAGGUGUCACGAGUGGUGCGAGUGGCGCUCUGCUGCCUCCACGAGGACGCUGCGCUGCGGCCGAACAUGACGGCCGUUUCCGCCAUGCUCGACGGCAGCAUGGACGUGGGCGAGCCCCGGACGGAGUUCCUUCGGUACCUCAAGAUGUACGGCCGCGGCCUUGUCGACCUGCGGCCUGCUGGCUGGAUGGACGGAGGGAAGGGCAGGGGGAAAGACUCGGACGCCACUGGUGGCGCGAGCAGCAGCUGGUCGCCGCCGUCGUGCGUGUUGGCGCAGCAGCUCUCGGGUCCCAGAUGACACAAUGUGCUAUAUAUAGUUCCCCAGAAUGAUUUUGCUUUUCUUUUUCCAUGGGGAAAUUUUUAUUAA
Messenger RNA from Phragmites australis (common reed), 2997 nucleotides. Its product is annotated as G-type lectin S-receptor-like serine/threonine-protein kinase At5g35370. The record is from RefSeq and is a predicted model, not a curated record. Gene Ontology annotation, biological process: protein phosphorylation. Gene Ontology annotation, molecular function: ATP binding; protein serine/threonine kinase activity. Lineage: Eukaryota; Viridiplantae; Streptophyta; Magnoliopsida; Poales; Poaceae. Bases 217 to 2928 code for a protein of 903 amino acids. The transcript has a single exon.